GAUGUUGCCGAGGCCGAUCUCCGCAUCCUGCAGUAUCCGAAAUCGCACUCACUGAAUCCACGAUGACGACGAAGACCGUACCCACGCUCACCCUCGAAGGUGCGCGCAUCGCCCUGGCCGCCGCUGAACAACGCGCUAAAGAGAUUGGUGUACCGAUGAACAUCGCAAUCGUCGACCACGCAACACACCUACUCAGCUUCACUCGCAUGGAAGGCGCAAAAAUCACAUCCAUCAAUAUUGCUAUUGAUAAGGCGUUUACUGCUGCGGGCCACAAGGUCCCCACAUCGGUCUACAAGGAGAACGUAUGGCCUGGCGGACCAGCGUAUGGCAUCAACCACACGAAUGGAGGUAGAUUUAAUACAAUUGGUGGUGGCCUACCAAUUAAACUUGACGGUGUUGUCGUCGGCGCGAUCGGGUGCAGUACAGGGACACCGGCACAGGACGAGGAUGUAAGCACGGCUGGCAAGAACGCCAUUGAGAAGAGCUUUGCACCAAAGGCGAAGCUCUAGUGAUAUGCGCGUAGGGCCCAUGGUACCUGGCAUAGAAGAGUUAAGAUAAUUGAUGCUAAGAUGGGUGACGAACUAAGGGUCCAGUACCUGAAAGCUACAACGAGUGUACGGCCAGUAAGAGUUAGGCGGCGUCCCAAGUACCAAUACGAGAAUCGACCGUGGAGUUUCAAGGUUAC
Molecule: messenger RNA, 685 nt
Organism: Boeremia exigua
Lineage: Eukaryota; Fungi; Ascomycota; Dothideomycetes; Pleosporales; Didymellaceae
Product: ethanolamine utilization protein eutT
Exons: 2
Coding region: 63-509 (148 amino acids)
Source: RefSeq, a predicted model, not a curated record